Messenger RNA from Branchiostoma floridae (Florida lancelet), 3204 nucleotides. RefSeq names its product bone morphogenetic protein 8A-like. The record is from RefSeq and is a predicted model, not a curated record. Gene Ontology annotation, cellular component: extracellular region. Lineage: Eukaryota; Metazoa; Chordata; Leptocardii; Amphioxiformes; Branchiostomatidae. Gene Ontology annotation, molecular function: growth factor activity; cytokine activity. Gene Ontology annotation, biological process: SMAD protein signal transduction. Bases 791 to 2092 code for a protein of 433 amino acids. The transcript is spliced from 7 exons.
AAAGCCAUUAUAGGAACAGAUACAAUUUUUCUAAUUUUAUUUCUGAUAAUCUCAUCCCAGCGGCAGCGGGUAAACAUCUUGUGAUUAACUUGAAAAAUAGCCUGUCAACUAUAAAGCAUGUUAGAAUAUCAAAAUAGCAUUGUAAAGAUCAGUAAAACGUAUGUAUGUAUGUAUGUAUGUAUGUAUGUUUUAUUUUUAUGUGUAAUGCUAUGAGAAUGUUGAUUCCCUAAACUCUUGCACUGAAACGUUUCAUGUAAUCCAGCUAUCUAAUCGGGUCUAUCGCUAAGGAAUGUCGCCAAGCAUAGUUUAUAGCUUUGAAGAUAAGACCGACACUUCCGUGUCCUAGUCACCUGGCGUUACCACGAUCUUCAACUAUUUGUCCCUCAAGGAUUAACUGAUAAAUUCACACAACAAGCUCAUCCAGUUUGUAAAUUCUUUUCUUUUUCUUGCAUAUUUUCUUUUGAACAAAGCUAAUUAGGGCACUAUUGUUUUAGUCAGCGUUUGGUUCUUUUACGAGUGCCGCAGUUAAGCGCUUGGCCUCAGCUUUCAUGGCGUCCAACGCGCGCGUGGGCAAGCUCAACGUAGAGUGGCACACAAAACACGGGGUGACCUUGUACAAUGGUGAAUGGAUGGUGACACCGCGUGCUUUAGCACGGGGGGUGAGAAUGGCUGAUUAUAUAACUCGGCUUGUUGUCGCAGUCAGCAGUCAUAACUCGGACAGCAGUGUUUGCAAGCACAGCUUGUCUUGUCCCGUGUGAUCGCCAAAACGCUCUUACCUGACCGUGUCAGCAUGUAUGGACUCACCAGGAGAAUGCUCCUCGCCGCUUUCCCGCUCUUCUCCCUCCUUGCCGUUUGCACCGCCCGGGCGGCACCUGAUGUCGCUACGGCCCUGGCCCACGGCGACGGGAGACAAGUCUUCGAGCAGAUCUUGAAUCUGAAUUCCCGUCAGUCACCAGCGAGGGAGAGAAGGAGCACCAACCCGCCGAGGUACCUGCUGUACGUCUACAAGAACUUCGAGAAGAGGCUCGAGGAGGACUCCGAGCUGCAGGCGGACCAGAGCGACCCGCAGCCCGACCAGCCCGGCAUUGAAGGCGCCCAGACGAUCUUCAGAAUACGGACCUUCAGUCCAGAUCCCGGAACUUCCAAGGUUCAAACCGGGUUUCUGAACUUCCGACUGGCUGACCUGGAAGAGAUGCCGACCUACGUUGAACUUGUGCUGACCCGGCGCAGCCGCAGUUCGCCUGAUUACCCACUUCGUGUCGCUGUACACGAAAUAGACAAGGACGGAAAGGUCAGAGAAGAGGCCCUUGAGUGGAAGAUUCUCCGAGCGUCCAAGCUGAAGAAACGCGGCUACGACGUGUUUCGAGUCGCCAAGUCCGUCAAGACCUGGCUGACAAGAACGCAUGCGCAGGAAGUCAGUGACAUCGGCUUUCAAAUCAGAGUCACGACGAGGCACGGUAGCGACCUGGGUCCGCACGUCCUGCGGGAUCUGUACCAGCUGUCCCCCGGCAGCCGCGGCCCGGCACUCAUGCUGUACUUCGGGCUGGACCGACCCGAGCUGCUGCAUCGCCGCAAGUCUAAGGACCGGAAGCAGAAGGACUCACGGGAUGAAAGGAGUACACCUGAAACGCAGACAUCUGGAGCAGAGGCGCACCUUGAAGAUACAUCUACAGCUACUGACGACUCCCCUCCCCACGUCGGGAAGAUUACCGGACAGGACACGCCUGGUAAAGACGCCGCUCAUCGGACCAGGAGGGACGCAAGAGGAGACUGUAGACUGCGAGAAUGGCAGGUGGAUUUUGCGGACCUGCAAUGGAAUGGUUGGAUUGUCCACCCUACCGGUUACAAAGCUAACUACUGCGCAGGCACAUGCCCCACCCCACUCAUCUCCAAGCAUCUCAACGCCAGUAACCACGCCUUCCUCCGCAACCUCAUCCGACAGGCCAAACCCUCAAAGCACCAUUCUGUGCCCAAGCCGUGCUGUACCCCGACCAAGCUGUCGCCCAUCUCGGUGCUGUACCGGGAGAAGACAGGCGCGUACGUCGUACAGAAGAUGAACAGCAUGCGUGCAGAGGCGUGUGGGUGUUUGUGAACACCACCUGACCACCCCUCAAGAAGAAAUAGCACCUUCCAGCAAUCAGCAUGAAAUACUUCUCACUAUGGAAAUACCCAGUCCACUAGACGGCGAUCGCGCUGCGUAACCCAUGAUUUUACGAUCUGAACAUUGUCAUGCAAUAAAAGUAUAAAAAGACAGGAAAACACAGAAAGUGAAAAACAGAUUUGAUUUUGUAUCUUUGAAAUUCGUUCAGCCUUGGUCGCUGCCCUAGUGGAAUGGGUAUAAAUGAGCCAUUCUGACGAAAUGGGAAUUUGUAGCACGAAUUUUGUCCUAUUUGCUUGUAAAGCAAGGGCUGUCGCUGUUAUUGGUCACAUUGAACACUGAAUCUAGUUUGUGUGAAAGGAUGAAAAAAAAGGAGAAGACUUCUUUCAUAAAGUUUCAAGAAACUUUUUAUUAAUAUAUAUUCCAUUGUGUAGACGAUAAUGUCAGUGCAUGAAAUGCACAUGUUUAGCGAUGAAGCUAUAUACUCGGCAGGGUUAUUUUUAGGUAUGAUCUUAAGUUUGUAAUUAGGCUUAUCUCUAAGCAAUAUUGCGUUAAGCACUUAUCUCAGGAUGACACCGCCUUGUUAGUAACUUCUCAGGAGCCUUAAACGUUUAGCUAGUUGGUACAUAUUUUCAAAGUUUGCUUCACUUUGAGCCAUGCGAAUGUUAUUAUUCUAAGAUACAUUUCUGUAUCAAUGUAUCAUUCAAUAUUCUUGUACCAAAGACAGUGACGGUUGAGCAGGGAGAUUCUCAACAAUACCUCCGUGGUGGUUGUCAUGCCAGUGCCUUAAUUACGCAUGCGUUGUAGUAGGAUACAUGCAUGGGAUAUGUGAUUCCUCUGUCGUAAUCAGAAGCAACGUUGUUCUCUAAUAUCUAUGAAGCUCUAUGUACAAUAAAAGACAAACAUCGCGUACAGAAUACCUUUACACCGAAGACAAUGAAACUACUUUCUGCCGCUCACGUACAUACCAUAGAAUAUCGUACAGGCCUAUUAUUUUUAGUUUUUGUAUGGAGUUAUUAGUGGCCACACUGAUCAAAUAUCUAAAAUUUUCGAUUCACACCACAUGUCCACAAUGUCACCAAAUAAAUACUUAAUUUGCUCUUUCA